AUGACAAUCAAGUCAUAUAGUUAUGAGGCUGAGGCACUUGUGAAAGAGUAUCUGCUUGCAGAGUCAUUUGUGCCUUACAUUUCUGUCCUCGGAGGCAUUGCCAUGUGCAAAAUGGUAUCCCCUUCCUUCUUUUCAUCAGAAUUGACAUCUAUUUCAUGUUCUUUCCGAAACAAAGCCAUCAUCAUACGCAUUUAAGGGAUACCCAUGUCGGUGGUGUAAUUUUAUUAACUAUAUAUAUAUAUAUUUAAUCUUAUUUUUGUUUCUUUCAUAAUAUUCUCCUCAGACCGUCUUCUGAAUGCUGGCGAUCACUCUUUUUUUUUUUUUUUUUACUAUUUAUGAAGCUCUCAAUUUUUCCGUGUAUUGGUGGUCUGCAGAGCAAUGAAAUAUUAAAUUCUCUCUAAUUCUUGCGACCAAAGUAAUUUUCCAUUAUUUCCCAUUAUCUGAAAUCCCAUUUCUAGAAUAAUACACUUUUUUUUUUUGGCAUUUCCACCAGAAUACUUCCAACAUAGAAAAGAAUAUGCCCCUUCUAGUCUUCAUAUCCUCUCACCACCGAUCUAAAAAAAACUAUGUUAUAUUUCUGCAUCAGGCAGCAUCACAAGAGAUGAUGAUCCAUUUCUUAUACCAGAACAUCCCAUCAUCUCCAUCUCAUCAUAUUUACUAUUUAUAGAAACAUUGCGGAGUCAACGACAUUUAGCACUCUGUUUAAUGGAGGACGAAGAACUGCUUGUAAUCACCAUCAUGAUCCGGAAGAGAUUGAAGAAUUUCCUAGGAAUCCUGCGAGAUCAAUUCUUUCUUUCUUCUGGGUUCGAAUCCUACCGAGUUUUCCACAAGAGAUCAGAAUCUUUUUUUAAGAAAAAAAAAUGGAUAUUUGAUCUUGCGAUUUUAUUUUGUUGUUGUUGUUGUUGUUGUUGUUGUUGUUGUUGUCCUCAAGACGAAUCUUUUUCAGUGAAAUGGAUCCUUUACCAUGUUCUUCUGUGUCCAUACUUCCUCAGGCAUACGACAUCACCCACUGGUUCAGCUCACAGUACAUCGAUGGCUAUCGCUCUCUCACCAAGGUUCAGCGCAUCGAGUGGAACAACAGGUUGGUGCUUCUUUGUAUGGCUCUUGUGCUCUCAUGCCUCGUGAUCUCCGGCGCCAUCUCCCGCACAUUUCUUCAACAUCUCGCAGAGGAAUGUCCAGCGCCCACGCGAUCUACAUCACGGUCAUGUCUCUGUUCCUGGUCUUCUACUCGGAUCUCUUCUCUGAUGAUGCUCCGGGGGGGCCCACUGUUUUCAGAAGUUCACCGCUCUCCAUUUUCACACUCGGGGUAAUUCAUUUUUCUCAUUAUGAUAAAUAUAACCAUAGAGAUCAUUAAAAAAUGAUCCAUAGAAUCUAAUCGUCCAUUUUGAUUCCGGAUUACUUAUCGUAGCAAUAAUCCUGUGAUUUUGUAAAGAUGGGUCACCAAGAAGAAGGAGAAAAUAAAAGUUGGAUUUCAUAAUCGGUGUAUAUGUUUCUGGCAGGUUUCAGUGGGGUAUUUCAUCACGGACCUUGCAAUGAUCUUCUGGUCAUAUCCUUCUCUUGGAGGCAUGGAAUAUGUAAGCUCUCUCUCCCUCUCUAUCUCUCUAUCUAUCUAUAUAUAUAUAUAUAUAUCUGUCUCUGGCUCUCUCUCUCUCUCUCUCUCUCUCUCUAUCUAUCUCUCUCUCUCUCUAUAUAUAUAUAUAUAUGUCUCUGGCUCUCUGGCUGUCUGUCUGUCUGUCUCUGUCUGUCUGUCUGUCUGUCUGUCUGUCUCUCUCUCUCUCUCUCUCUCUCUCUCUCUCUCUCUCUCUCUCUCUCUCUCUCUCUCUCUCUCUCUCUCUCUCUCUCUCUAUCUAUCUAUCUCUCUCUUUCUCUCCUGUAUGUGUAUAUAUAUUGUUUUUUGGGUAAUUAAUUAACUUGAUUCAAUGGCAUGUAGCCCCGUUGGUGCAAUUUGAUUCCAAGUUCCUUCCCCUCUUGGGAGUCUGACUUUACCGAAUCUGGAAUCGUUGACAGGUUUCCCACCAUCUCCUUUCGGUCUUCGCCAUAUCCUACGCCAUUCUUUCCGGGGAAGGCCAGCUGUACACGUUCCUGUGCCUCAUUUCCGAGACGACCACCCCCGGCGUCAAUCUGAGAUGGUAAAAAUAAGCCCAUCUUAUUAUUAUUAUUAUUAUUAUUAUUAUUAUUAUUAUCAUCAUCAUCUACCCCGUUGACUGAGUCCGGAUUCGCCUAUGAUACGAAGGUUUCUUGACGUUACUGGGAUGAAGAGAACCAAGACGUACAUCGUCAAUGGAGUCGUGAUGUUCUUCUCCUGGGUGGUGAGCUUUUGAUUCUUGGAUGGAUCAUAUCCAGAAUUGAAUGUGCUUCUGAUGAUCACGAUUGUGGGAGGGGGGAAAAAGUAGAAAAAAAAAUCCACGGGAUUUAUCCUUAAAUGAAUGAAUAAAUAGAUAUGGCAACAUCUUGGGAUAUUAAUCUAUAUAUAUAUAUAUAUAUAUAUAUAUAUUAAUAUCGUGGUUUCCCAGUUGGAUUUUUCACGCUUGUGAGAUGAAAUGAUUGAUUUUUUACCUGAUAUGGCAGGUUGCGAGGUUGCUGCUGUUCAUGUUCCUGUUUUAUCAUCUCUACUGCCACUAUGAGCAGGUGAGAAAGGCCCUCUAUUUUCCAAAGUCAACUCAUCCUUGCCAGAGAGGAGACCCCCCACUUGUAGCCAUCCCGGUGGCCCUAGGAUUCUCCUUCUCCCCUCUCCUGGACUUUGACUUUGAGUUCAAGUUUGAAGUCCAUACACCAAUUACUCACCUUGACCUUUUGACUUUCGGCUCUUGAGUUUGACUCUUGAGUUCCAAGGAAGAAUUAUCCCUCACCACUGUUAAAGUCCGCACACUGAUUAUUCUCCUUGGACUUUACCACUAAUAAAGUUCACACACCGAACUCAACACUCCCCUGCAGGUGAAGCAGAUGGACAGCUUCGCGUACGUGAUCGUGUUCUCCGUGCCGUCCGUGCUGGCCGUCAUGAACGUCGUCUGGUUCGGGAAGAUCCUCCGCGGCCUCCGGAGGACCCUCACCAAGAGUCAGUGA
Messenger RNA from Spirodela intermedia, 3063 nucleotides. Lineage: Eukaryota; Viridiplantae; Streptophyta; Magnoliopsida; Alismatales; Araceae. The record is from the annotation of a GenBank genome assembly.